Messenger RNA from Microtus ochrogaster (prairie vole), 1705 nucleotides. It is a transcript of the gene C1qtnf4, whose product is annotated as C1q and TNF related 4. Gene Ontology annotation, molecular function: protein binding. The record is from RefSeq and is a predicted model, not a curated record. NCBI's taxonomy places the organism in Eukaryota, Metazoa, Chordata, Mammalia, Rodentia, Cricetidae.
GGAAAGCUGGUCUGUAGGAUGCCCUGAGCCACCCCUAGUGUGGCCUCUGCAGUGGCCUCGGUUUCCCCAUCUGCUAACUUGGAUAAAUGACGCCUGCUCUCUGCACCCUGAAGAUAAAGCUCUAAGACCCGGAGUGAGGAAGGGUCCCGCGCUCGGCGCAGGCUCGUUGUCGUGCCCCAGGCCCUGCUGCUCGGCGCCCCUCCCUCGUCCUCCGUCCUCCGCUCUCUCCUCCGCCUCCCCUGUUCCCCGCCCCUGCGGUUCUCGGCUUCAGCUUCUGCUGUCCUUCCCAUCGCUCACGCCUCCCUGUGCCCGGGUAGCCACUCGCUGCCGCCCGAGACCCCGCCACCCCGCAGGCCGGGCCAAGCCUCAGCACAGGCGACCAGCGCGCGUCCCGGCGUCCUCGAGGAGCGGGAUCGCCGGCUCCGACCGAAGCCGACCCAGGGCCAGACCUUCUCAGUGCAGGAAGGACCCAAGGGAGUCCAGAGAUCCGGUGGGACUCUGGAGUAGGUCAGAGGUCAGGAAGGGGUGAGAGAGCUGCUCUCGCCGAUCAUUCCCAGGUGCUAUGCUGCUGCUCCUGCUGGGUUUGCUAAGCCCGGCGGCCUGCUGGGCACUGGGCCCGGCCAGCCCUGGCUCCCCAGAGCUGCGGUCAGCCUUCUCUGCAGCUCGCACCACCCCGCUGGAGGGCACGUCGGAAAUGGCGGUGACCUUCGACAAGGUGUACGUGAACAUCGGGGGCGACUUCGAUGCGGCCACCGGGCGGUUCCGCUGCCGCGUGCCCGGCGCCUACUUCUUCUCCUUCACGGCCGGCAAGGCCCCGCACAAGAGCCUGUCGGUGAUGCUGGUGCGCAACCGCGACGAGGUGCAGGCGCUGGCUUUCGACGAGCAGCGGCGGCCGGGCACGCGGCGCGCUGCCAGCCAGAGCGCCAUGCUGCAGCUCGACUACGGCGACACGGUGUGGCUGCGGCUGCACGGCGCUCCGCAAUACGCGCUGGGUGCUCCCGGCGCCACCUUCAGCGGCUACCUGGUGUACGCUGACGCCGACGCGCCUGCGCGCGGAGCUGCGCCCCCGGAGCCGCGCUCCGCCUUCUCGGCGGCGCGCACGCGCAGCCUGGUGGGCUCGGACGCUGGCCCCGGGCCGCACCACCGGCCGCUGGCCUUCGACACCGAGCUGGUCAACAUAGGUGGCGACUUCGACGCGGCGGCCGGCGUGUUCCGCUGCCGCCUGCCCGGCGCCUAUUUCUUCUCCUUCACGCUGGGCAAGCUGCCGCGCAAGACGCUGUCGGUGAAGCUGAUGAAGAACCGCGACGAGGUGCAGGCCAUGAUUUACGACGACGGCGCCUCGAGGCGCCGCGAGAUGCAGAGCCAGAGCGUGAUGUUGCCGCUGAGGCGCGGCGACGCCGUCUGGCUGCUCAGCCACGACCAUGAUGGCUAUGGCGCCUACAGCAACCACGGCAAGUACAUCACCUUCUCAGGCUUUUUGGUGUACCCCGACCUCGCUGCCGCCGGCCCGCCGGCUCUCAAGCCCCCCGAGCUCUGAGCCUCAGCUUGGGGGAACCCAGGAAGGCCGUGGGGUGUGCAUGCCGAGCCGGGACCGCAGCCCGAACGCCUCACCAGCCCGAGCAUAACAACCUGCUCAAUGCGCCUCUACUCUUCCAAUAAAAUGGGCCUGCCUCUGUCAGCCCUAGGGCCCUGCCCUGUGUCUUGA